CUGAGCUGUCGCUGCCAUACAACUCUUGUUACAGUACUUGUAGACAUUUUGUCGGGUUAGAAAAUUAUGGACGGAAUUAACCUCAGGGAAUGGUACUGCUGAGGUAGUUGAAAAGCCAAAAGACGUCGGCAUCUAAGGCCAAAUCCAUAUAUAUAUUCAGAGGAAGGUGACAGAUAAGCUCCCAUCAUGCCUUUGGUGACGCGAAACAUCGAACCAAGGCACCUCUGUCGCCAGUCACUGCCAAAUACAAUCAAGAGUGAACUGGAGUGUGUGACCAACAUCACACUUGCCAACAUCAUUCGCCAGCUUGGAUCACUUAGCAAGUAUGCAGAGGAUGUGUUCGGCGAACUGUUUGUCCAGGCCAGCUCGUUUGCCGAACGGGUCAACACGCUGGGAGAGAGAGUGGACAAGCUGCAGGUCAAAGUCACCCAGCUGGACCCUAAAGAAGAGGAAGUUUCUCUUCAGGCCAUUACCAGCCGCAAAGCCUUCCACUCCAAUUUCAUCCAGGAUCAGAAGCUCUUCAUUAGGGUGUCACUACCGCAGCCUAUCCAAGAGACCUAUCUGACCUGCAGCCAGCCACCCCCCCUCAACAAUCUGAGCUGUUACAGGGAGGAUGGAAAGGAGGCUCUCAAGUUCUACACUGAUCCGUCUUAUUUCUUUGACCUCUGGAAAGAGAAAAUGCUGCAAGAUACCAAGGACAUUAUGAAAGAGAAACGCAAACAUAAGAAGAAGAAAGAUGACAACCCUAACCGAAGGAACUUGAACCCUCGAAAGAUCAGAACCCGUAAAGAUGAAUGGGAACGCCGGAAAAUGGGGGAGGAGUUUGUGGUCCCCAAAAACGAUAGCUUGGGCAACUCUUCAGAAGUGUUGAACGGCAGUAUUGGCUCUGGUGAUGAUGGAUUUAAUCACUCUGAUGGCUAUUUCGACCAAAGCACUAACUCCUACAUCUAUGAUCCCAGCUCUCCUCUCCCACCUCCAAUGCAAGAGGACUUCCCACCACCACCACCUCCAGACAUGCCGUAUAAUGAUGUGUCUGGUGGUCCUCCUCCGAAGCGUGGCAGUCUUUUAAGCCCCAGCCAUCCUCCUCCAGCUCCACCAGCGAUGCCUUGUUCUCCAGGCCGUCCGACUGUUGCUCCUCCUCUGGCACCGCCACCACCUCCACCUCCCGGUGGCAUGAUCCCACCUCCGCCACCUCUAGGUUUUGAUUCACCCCCCUCUCCUCCUCCAAUCUCCAGCAAUGCUGUUUCCAUCCCACCACCCAUGGAAGCCUAUAGUCUAGCUCCUCCACCGCCACCCAUGGCGGGGGGACCACCUCCUCCUCCCCCUCCACCUCCUCCUCCAGGUCCUCCUCCACCUUCUGCUCCAGCCCCACCUCCCUCAGGAGGAGUCUCUGCUCCCGCCGCACCCAAAGCCCAGCCUGCUCCAGCCGCAACCGAUGCUCGCAGCGACCUUCUUUCAGCUAUCCGUCAAGGUAACAUAACUACAUACAUUUACACUCUUUAAAAGUUUGAUUCAGCCAGAUUAAACCAUUAUAACAUAAUCACAUAAAUUUUAUAGGUGAAAUCCAGUCAUUCCAAUAGGAAUAUGCUCUAGCGUGAGGGCAAAAAAGUUCUCUAAGCAGAUUUCACUCAUGUUCAAAUUGGUCGUGUGAAGUCGCUGUGCAGACCACCAGACAGCUGCUUGGUU
Messenger RNA from Sinocyclocheilus grahami, 1686 nucleotides. Its product is annotated as wiskott-Aldrich syndrome protein family member 2-like. NCBI's taxonomy places the organism in Eukaryota, Metazoa, Chordata, Actinopteri, Cypriniformes, Cyprinidae. The transcript has 8 exons. Gene Ontology annotation, biological process: positive regulation of Arp2/3 complex-mediated actin nucleation; actin cytoskeleton organization. Bases 187 to 1503 code for a protein of 438 amino acids. The record is from RefSeq and is a predicted model, not a curated record. Gene Ontology annotation, molecular function: protein kinase A regulatory subunit binding; Arp2/3 complex binding. Gene Ontology annotation, cellular component: SCAR complex; cytoskeleton; lamellipodium.